AUGUUCGCUACAAAUUUGUACGAUCAGCCGCAGAAUGUCCCUGCACAGGCUGCUCCCACCCAUGCGUUAGAUGAUCCAAACGUUUAUCAUUGGAUAUGUCAGUUGAAUUAUGGUCCACAACGUGAACAGGCACUUUUGGAGUUGGGAAGGAAACGUGAACAAUUUGAUGACCUUGCCGUUGUUCUAUGGUCAUCGUUUGGUGUUUUAGCUUCUCUAUUGAAUGAGAUUAUUUCGGUAUACCCGAUGCUCGAACCACAAUUGCUUUCGAAUCAAUUAUCAAACCGUGUGUGUAAUGCAUUAGUGCUUUUACAAUGUGUUGCUUCACAUCCAGAGACAAAACAUUUGUUCUUACAGGCUCAUAUCCCACUGUUUCUAUUCCCAUUCCUGAAUACGACCUCCAGACAACGUACGUUUGAAUAUUUGAGACUUACAUCGCUUGGUGUUAUUGGCGCCCUUGUCAAGAAUGAUUCACAAGAAGUUAUUAGUUUUUUGCUUAGAACAGAUAUUAUCCCAUUAUGUUUGCGCAUCAUGCAAUCUUCGUCUGAAUUAAGCAAGACAGUGGCUAUAUUCAUUUUGCAAAAGAUUUUAUUGGAUGACGUUGGGUUACAGUACAUUUGUGCCACUAUGAAACGUUUCUACGCAGUCACAAACGUACUCAAAGAUAUGGUUGAUCAACUCACAUUGCAUACUCCACCGGGGAGACUACUAAAACACAUCAUUCGCUGCUAUCUGAGGUUAAGCGAUAAUUUGGAAGCUCGCAGAUUACUACAACAAGCACUUCCGCAGAAAUUAAGAGAUAAUACAUUCACAGAAGUACUACGUGAUGAUGUGGGAUCCAAAAGAUGCUUAGCUCAGCUCUUAUUGACCUUGAAUGAGGACUCAUCGUCUUAG
Torulaspora delbrueckii is the source of this 891-nucleotide messenger RNA. It is a transcript of the gene CAF40, whose product is annotated as CCR4-NOT core subunit CAF40. Gene Ontology annotation, biological process: mRNA catabolic process; negative regulation of translation. Gene Ontology annotation, cellular component: P-body; CCR4-NOT complex; CCR4-NOT core complex. The transcript has a single exon. The coding region runs from base 1 to 891 and encodes 296 amino acids. The record is from RefSeq and is a predicted model, not a curated record. Lineage: Eukaryota; Fungi; Ascomycota; Saccharomycetes; Saccharomycetales; Saccharomycetaceae.